Messenger RNA from Onychostruthus taczanowskii (white-rumped snowfinch), 1876 nucleotides. It is a transcript of the gene CASTOR1, whose product is annotated as cytosolic arginine sensor for mTORC1 subunit 1. Gene Ontology annotation, biological process: negative regulation of TORC1 signaling; cellular response to L-arginine. Lineage: Eukaryota; Metazoa; Chordata; Aves; Passeriformes; Passeridae. Gene Ontology annotation, molecular function: arginine binding. Gene Ontology annotation, cellular component: cytosol. The coding region runs from base 66 to 1277 and encodes 403 amino acids. The record is from RefSeq and is a predicted model, not a curated record. The transcript has 9 exons.
GUUGACGAACCGAGGCGGGGCGGUCUCAGGGUGGUUCCGGGGCGAUGUGAGGCGGUCCCGGGGCAAUGCGGGGCGGUCCUGGGCCGGUCCCGGGGCGGUCCCGUGUCCGCCCUUAUAGCGGCGGCGGCGGCGGUUCCCGGGGCGGCGCGGCCGCCAUGGACCUGCACAUCCUGGAGCACCGGGUGCGGGUGCUGAGCCUGGCCCGCCGUGGGCUCUGGCUCUACACCCACUCGCUGCUCAAGCUGCUCUUCCUGCCCCAGCGCUGCCGAUGCAAGUUCUUCAGCCUGACGGAGACCCCCGAGGACUACACGGUCAUGCUGGACGAGGAGGGCUUCAAAGAGCUGCCACCCUCCGAGUUCAUGCAGGUGGCAGAUUCCACGUGGCUGGUGCUCAGCGUGGUCUCCAACGGGCGGGAGCCCCCCGGCUGCCAGGCCACCGGUGUCACCAAGAUCGCGCGCUCGGUCAUCGCGCCGCUGGCCGAGCACCACGUCUCGGUGCUGAUGCUCUCCACGUACCAGACCGACUUCAUCCUGGUGCGGGAGCGGGACCUGCCCGUGGUGAUCCACACGCUGGCCGGGGAGUUCGACAUCUACAGGGAGGAGAGUGGCGAGUGUGUCCCCAUCACCUGCGAUGACGUGAGCAACGGCUUCCUCAAGCCCAAGCCACGCCUGACGCGCGGCCGUUCCCCUGCCAGCUGCCAGCCCCACGCUGCACCCGGUGCAGAGCCCCCAGACGCGCUUCUGUGUCCUGACGGUGGCCCCCGACACGCUGCCCGCCAUCGCCACCAUGCUCAUCGACGUCCUCUUCUACUCCCACAGCACCCCAGCAUGAUGCUCAGACACCCAGUGCACCACCAAGCCCUUCUCCUCCCCAUUUUGGGGGUCAUGACCCCUCCGUGUGUCCCCCUGCCCCUCAGCAGCCCCCCCUGGGAUGCAGCCACCGGCAGCCAGGACCUCGACUCCAUCACCUUCUUCUCCUUCUCCCUCAUCGAGGGCUACAUCUCCAUCGUGAUGGAUGCCGAGACCCAGAAGCGCUUCCCCAGUGACCUCCUGCUGACCAGCUCGACGGGGGAGCUGUGGCGGAUGGUGCGCAUCGGGGGGCAGCCCCUCGGCUUCGACGAGUGUGGCAUCGUGGCGCAGAUCGCGGAGCCGCUGGCGGCCGCCGACAUCUCGGCCUAUUACAUCAGCACCUUCAACUUCGAUCACGCCUUGGUCCCCGAGGAGGGCAUUGCUGAGGUGAUCCAGCUGCUGCAGCAGCGGCAGGAGGGCGGCAGAUAGCGGCUGUCCCCGGAAUGACUGUCCCAGCGCGGUGUCCCCCCUCCUCCCCACCCCUGUUCAGUAAUUGUUCGUUUUAAUGAUCCCCCGGCACAGGACAGAGCGGGCACAGCAUCUCUCCCUCUGUGCUGGGGAUGUGGUGGCUUUGGGGACGUGGUGGCCCUGUGGCAGUGAGCACUGGCCCCCAGGAGAAGGGUCAGUCCCUGGGUGCCAUCCUCUCCCUCUAGCCUGGCCUGUGUGGGGUGGGUGGCCCAGGGAGAGUGGCUGUGUCCAGGUGGAGGGGACAUGGCGGGGACAUGCCAAAGAGCAACAUGGUGCUAUAGGGGACAGCCUGGGGCUGAUGGGAUGUGUCCCCUUGGGAAGGGAGCAGUGGCCACAAUGCUCAGGGACACCCCUGGACUAGCCCCGUGGAGGGAAGAGCAUUCCUGGAGCUGGGGUUCCCCUGGCACCCCCAAAAUCUCCAAGGGGGCAGUGGAGGGGCUUUGGUUCAAUGCCAGCCCUGGCUGUCACCGGUCAUGGAGGAGUGACAGUGACACCCAGCACCUCACAAGUUGUAUUUUCACAUAGUUUUUGAUAAGUCAAUAAAAUUCUUAUUGUUUUUA